Molecule: messenger RNA, 3549 nt
Organism: Myripristis murdjan (pinecone soldierfish)
Lineage: Eukaryota; Metazoa; Chordata; Actinopteri; Holocentriformes; Holocentridae
Gene: col28a1a
Product: collagen, type XXVIII, alpha 1a
Exons: 34
Coding region: 1-3549 (1182 amino acids)
Biological process (GO): extracellular matrix organization
Molecular function (GO): extracellular matrix structural constituent conferring tensile strength; serine-type endopeptidase inhibitor activity
Source: RefSeq, a predicted model, not a curated record
AUGACAAUGUGGUGGUUUGUAGAGAUUGUGAUCCUCAUUUUGGCCCUGUCAGACCCAACCACAGGCCAGAGCAGAAGAAAGAAGGGACAAAGAGAUGAUAACCAGAUCAUCCUUAAUGAAGGAAAAAUCCUGAUCUGCCCUGUGGAGAUCAUGUUCAUCGUGGACAGCUCAGAGAAGGCUAAGGUCCUGCUGUUUGAAAGGCAGAAGGAGUUCAUCCUGCGUUUUAGCACAAAGAUCAUGCAGCUCCACUCAGUCGGCUGGCGUCUGCGGGUUCGUCUGGCUGCUCUGCAGUACAGCAGCACCGUCUCAGUGGAGCACAACUUCAGAGACUGGCAGGACCUCGACGUCUUCCAGAGCCGGGUGGCCUCCAUGACCUACAUAGGCCACGGCACCUACUCUGCAUAUGCCAUCAGCAAUGCUACACAGGUUUUCAGCCGCGAGACAUCCCCCAACAGCCUGAGGGUGGCGGUGCUGAUGACCGAUGGGGUGGACCACCCUCGCAGCCCCAGUGCUGUGACAGCUGCCGCCGAAGCCAAAAACCACAACAUCAGAGUGUUUGCCAUCAGGCUGUCUGGUUUGCCCAGAGAGGGUCCAAUGGGUGCCAGGCUGCGUUCCAUUGCGAGCGCCCCCCCACACCAGCAUGUCUUCAGUCUCACUGAUCAGCAGCUGGAUGACAGACUCUACAAUGAACUGAAUACUAUUGUCACCACUGGGUGCCCACAGCCCAAGUCCUGUCUGUGUGAUAAAGGGGAAAGGGGUCACCCUGGAGGCACUGGGAAACCAGGCGAGCCAGGAUCUGAUGGGCCUCCAGGUCCAAAAGGAUUUCGUGGGGAACCGGGUAUUAAUGGCCGUCCAGGAAUGGAUGGCAUAGAGGGGCGACCUGGCAGCAGAGGGGAAAAGGGGGAACGUGGUGAGUGUGGCGCACCUGGUACAAAAGGAGAACAGGGAGAGGAUGGACCUCCUGGCCCCAGAGGCUCCAGAGGAGAGAAGGGAUCACGUGGAGGACCUGGAGACCAUGGUCCAGAGGGGACAGCUGGGCCUAAAGGUGACCGUGGACCAGUUGGUGCGCCUGGACCUCCAGGAGAUACUGGCAUCGGGUUUCCUGGACCUAAGGGUGACAAGGGUAACCAAGGACGACCAGGCCCCAUUGGUCCGAUGGGUAUGGGUGAACCAGGGAUGCCGGGUCCAGCAGGGCCACCAGGGAUUCAAGGAUCUCAGGGGCUCCCAGGUGAGGGUCUUCCAGGGCCUAAGGGUGACAGGGGUUACGAGGGUCCUAAGGGCAGCCGUGGCCCACCAGGACUUGGGUACAAAGGUGAUAAGGGAAACACGGGAGCCCCUGGGCUACCAGGAUUAGUGGGGUUUCCAGGAGCAGGCAUCCAAGGAGAAAAGGGGGACCAAGGGCCAGUUGGGCCCUCCGGUCCCAGAGGACCUCCUGGACUGGGUAUAAUUGGAACAAAGGGUGACCAGGGUUUCCCAGGAGAACCAGGACCUCAGGGAGAGCGGGGGAUUGGGGAGCCAGGGCCGAAGGGGGAGCCAGGGCCGGAUGGCACUGCUGGAAUACCUGGCAUUCCUGGUGAGGAUGGAGCAGUUGGACCUAAGGGAGAGAUGGGGUUGCCAGGUCUCAGAGGUCCAGAGGGAGCGCCAGGGAAAGGAAUCCCUGGUGAAAAGGGGGACAGAGGUGACCGUGGUCCAAGAGGACUCUCUGGGUCUUCAGGCCCAGCUGGACCUCCAGGAGCUAAGGGAGAGCCUGGCAGCAUGGGAAUGAUGGGGCUACCCGGACCUGCAGGGCGUGGCUUACCAGGACCAAAAGGAGAUGCUGGCCCAGUGGGACCAGCUGGACCUGUGGGAGAACCUGGAGUAGGAAUCGCUGGGCCAAAGGGUGCCAGAGGAAAUCCUGGACCUGUAGGGCCAAUAGGGAUGAAGGGAGAUGGCUAUCCAGGACCGCAGGGGCUCCCAGGGUUACCAGGGCCACCAGGGGAGAUGGGGCCUGAAGGGAAAGGACUACCUGGACCUAAGGGAGACAGAGGCUUACUGGGGCUGCCAGGCCCAUUGGGCCCUCCUGGAAUUGGCCUCUUUGGACCCAAGGGCUCUGUUGGCCAGCCUGGUCCUCCUGGUCUGCCAGGGCCUCCAGGAGAAGGCAUCCAGGGACCAAAGGGAGAGCCUGGCUUUCAGGGGCCUAUGGGCCCUCGGGGGCCAGCAGGGGAUGGCCUUCCAGGAGAAAAGGGAGAUAGAGGCAUGCCUGGAGACCGGGGAAGAAAAGGAGAGAAGGGAGACUAUGGAGAACCUGGAUCUACUGGAGCAAUGGGAAGACCUGGUGAAAAGGGGGAACCAGGAUUGACAAGAGAUGAGGUCAUCAAGAUAAUAAGAGAAAUAUGUGGUUGUGGCUUCAAGUGCAGAGAGAGCCCUCUGGAGCUGGUGUUUGUGAUCGACAGCUCUGAGAGCGUGGGACCGGAAAACUUUGAGCUGAUCAAGGACUUUGUGAAUGCCCUCAUUGACCGGGUAUCAGUGAGCCGUGAGGCCAGCCGCGUCGGCGUGGUGCUCUACAGCCACGUGGAUGUGGUGGUGGUCAGUCUGAUGCAGCAGUCCAGCCAGGAUGACAUCAAGGCGGCCGUCAGGAAGAUGCCUUACUUGGGCGAGGGCACGUUCACUGGCAGCGCUAUCCACCGAGCCAACCAGAUCUUCCAGGCUUCACGGCCCGGUGUGAGGAAAGUGGCCGUGGUGUUAACGGAUGGGCUGGCUGACCGGCGUGAUGCUGUGCAGCUGGAGGAUGCUGCUGAAGAGGCCCACGCAGCUGGAAUCGAGAUGUUUGUCAUAGGAGUGGUGAACAAGACCGACCCUCUCUAUGAAGAGUUCCGUGCUGAGAUGAAGGCCAUUGCCUCUGAUCCCAGUGAGGAGCACGUCUACCUCAUAGAUGACUUCAUGACACUCCACACUCUGGAAAGCAAGCUAUUGAGUCAGAUUUGUGAGCAUUAUGACGGGACGCUGUCCUUCUUCCCACCUGUGGCUGUACCCUCCAUCGAAAUCGACAUAGGGGCUCCAGACAGGGGCUCCCCACCAGACUUACCAGAGGAGGACAAUAUACGACUUGAACUCCCAGUGGAGGCAGUGACCACGCCGCCCCCACAGUUCCCAGAGUACGAGGACUUUGACAAUAACCUAAUUGACACAAGUAAGACUAUAUCAUAUUUGGAGGAACCCUUGAACGAACUACCAGACAUCCUUCCUCCCUCCCCUGGUGGCAGAGGGAAGCAACGCCCGCCUGUAAUUUCCAUGGUGGGCCCUCAGACUCCAACUAACUGGCUGUACAUUCCAGAGACCACACAGGCUCCAUACACGCAACCGGCUCCUCCACCCUUGACAGAAAUCCUUGUCCCAGAUGCAGGGUGCAGCCAGCCACUGGACCCUGGUCCCUGUCGGAAGUAUGUGGUGAGGUGGUAUUAUGACCCAGAGGCCAAUGCCUGUGCCCAGUUCUGGUAUGGGGGCUGUCAGGGUAAUGCAAACAACUUUGACACCGAAGCCAACUGCAGGAAUUCCUGUGUUUACACGUAA